AUGAAGACGCUUUCAUCCAUCUUUAUCGCCAUCCUCGCAAUCGCACUUGCAGUAUACAAUAACGAGUAUAUGCUUUCGAGACUGACACAGUCACUAAAACACGUUACAUCCCUCGCAAAGACUACUAAGCCCUUCUACAACACCACCGAAGACAUGUCGACCAUGUUUCGCGGACUGCCCGUCAUCCCCGACGAGACCUUCACCACGGAUGCGCCCCGCAAAAUCGCAAAGUCCUUCCUUGCGAUUGAGCAGUCCGAGGGCGCCGGAGCGAAAGUGAGGAGGAGUGUUGGCACCCCAAAGCUCCGCAACUUCUCCCCAUUUCUGAUGCUCGACCACUUCGCCAUUCCACCGGGCGCAGGUUUCCCUGACCACCCACACCGCGGUACGCAACUUUCCCUUCCCUGGCGUAUAUACGAAAAACAUACUAACUCCAUUAUGUCUGCAGGCCAAGAAACUAUCACAUAUCUUCUUUCUGGUGCCGUCGACCACGAAGACUUCGCAGGAAACAAGGGAACCAUCGAGCAGGGUGACCUGCAGUUCAUGACAGCUGGCCGCGGCAUUGUUCACGCCGAGAUGCCGCGCCAAAACGAAGACGGCGCGCCCAAUGUUGGAAUGCAGCUCUGGGUCGAUCUUCCCAAAGAGCUGAAGUCGUGCGAACCGCGUUACCGAGACUUACGAGCCAAGGAGAUCCCUGAGACAACCGCGGAUAAUGGCAAGGUGCACGUCAAGGUCAUCAGUGGACAGGCCUACGGUACCGAGAGUCUGAAGGAGCUGGCAUACACACCCGUCUGGCUACUUGACUUCACAGUUCAGCCUGGUGGCAAAGUCAAGCAGCCCCUGCCAAAGGGCUGGAACGCCUUCGCAUACCUGCUCAACGGCACCACCAUCUUCUCGUCCGACGGCGUAUCACGACCUAUCGAACAAUACCACAACGUCGUCUUUGAGAGCAACGGCGAUAGUAUCGAAGCCUCUGUAGAAGAGGGUGCUGAGAAGGAGUCGAGAUUCAUUCUCGUCGCUGGUCUGCCGCUCGAUCAGCCCAUCGUACAAUACGGACCAUUUGUUGUAACGUCAAGAGAUGAGGUCAUGCAGGCUAUGAUGGAUUACCAAAGCCAUUCGAAUGGUUUCGAAAGGGCCAACAACUGGGAAAGCGAAAUAGGAAAGAGCAUGGUCCAUUGA
This is a messenger RNA of Alternaria atra, 1176 nucleotides long. RefSeq lists its product as uncharacterized. Bases 1 to 1176 code for a protein of 391 amino acids. The transcript has a single exon. Lineage: Eukaryota; Fungi; Ascomycota; Dothideomycetes; Pleosporales; Pleosporaceae. The record is from RefSeq and is a predicted model, not a curated record.